Messenger RNA from Onychostruthus taczanowskii (white-rumped snowfinch), 963 nucleotides. RefSeq names its product EEF1A lysine methyltransferase 4 (gene EEF1AKMT4). Gene Ontology annotation, molecular function: S-adenosylmethionine-dependent methyltransferase activity. NCBI's taxonomy places the organism in Eukaryota, Metazoa, Chordata, Aves, Passeriformes, Passeridae. The record is from RefSeq and is a predicted model, not a curated record.
ACCGGCCCGGCCCGGAAGCCGCACGUGGGGGCGCGGGCGGCACGUGGCGCCCGGUGCUCCCGCCCCGCUCCCGCGCAUGGAGCGGCGGCGCGCGCCCGCCGCCCCCCCCCGGUACGGGCGGCGCCGGUUCUGGGACACGCUGUACCGGCGGGAGGGCGCCGAGACCCGCGAGUGGCUGGGGGGGCUCUCCCGGUUCCUCCCGCAGCUGGAGCCCGAACUGCGUCCCGGUGACCGCAUCCUCGUCCUCGGCUGCGGCAACAGCGCCCUGAGCCACGACCUGCACGAGCUGGGCUACACCGACGUCACCAGCAUCGACUUCUCGCCCGCCUGCAUCGCGGCCAUGCGCGCCCGCCACGCCCGCUGCCCCGGCCUGCGCUGGGCCGUCAUGGACAUCCGCGCCCUCGCCUUCCCCGACGCCUCCUUCGACGUGGUGCUGGAGAAGGGCACCCUCGACGUGCUCCUGGUGGAGGAAACCGACCCCUGGCACGUCUCGCCCCAGGCAGCCGCUGCGAUGCGCCGCGUGCUGGCAGAGGUGAGCCGGGUGCUGCGCCCAGGGGGCUGCUUCAUCUCCAUCACCUUCGCCCAGCCCCACUUCCGCAAGCCCCACUAUGCCCAGGAGGCCUUUGGCUGGUCCCUGCGCCACGCCGCCUGUGGGGACGGGGACGCCGGUGCCUUCCACUACUUCGUGUACGUCAUGCGCAAGGGGCAGCCCCUGGACCCCCGGGACGUGGCCUUGGGGCGCCGGCUGCACCAGCCGCCCCCAGCCCCCGCCCCGCCCGCCCCCCCGGACGACGACGAGGACUAUCUCCUUGCCAUCCAGCUGUGAGCCAGGGGGCUUUCCCAACCUCCCCCCAGCCAAUAAAGCCUUAAGAUGCUCCAUCCUCACAGGAGGGAGACAGGGAACCGCUGCAUCCCCCUGCAAGCUGCCCAGUGAUGUGGGUAAUGGGAGGAAAGAGGGGGAUA